Monopterus albus (swamp eel) is the source of this 2405-nucleotide messenger RNA. It is a transcript of the gene ift54, whose product is annotated as TNF receptor-associated factor 3 interacting protein 1. Gene Ontology annotation, biological process: intraciliary transport; regulation of microtubule cytoskeleton organization; cilium assembly. The transcript is spliced from 17 exons. Gene Ontology annotation, molecular function: microtubule binding. Gene Ontology annotation, cellular component: intraciliary transport particle B; axoneme; ciliary basal body. NCBI's taxonomy places the organism in Eukaryota, Metazoa, Chordata, Actinopteri, Synbranchiformes, Synbranchidae. The coding region runs from base 148 to 2022 and encodes 624 amino acids. The record is from RefSeq and is a predicted model, not a curated record.
GCAAUCUACAAUAAUGAUGCACUGUGGGAUUGCAGAAUAUUGACAUAGCAACCAGGCGACACAGCCACCAAGCUCCUUUUCACUCUGGAUUAGUUCUUGCUUUAUCGUCUGUGUUUAAAGUACUUAGAUUUAUUUUUGCCUAUUGUUAUGAAUGCGGCAGUGGUAAGAAAGACCCAGGAUACACUGGGCAAAGUAAUAAAGAAGCCACCUCUCACGGAGAAGCUGCUAAUCAAACCCCCGUUUCGAUACCUUCAUCACUUUCAGGUCAUCAGGACCACUGGUUUUAUGAAAGGCCUAUAUGGAGAUAAUGAAAUGAAGUCAGAUAAUGUUAAGGACAAAGACUCUAAGAUAGCCUACCUCCAGAAAGCCAUAGAUGUUGUGAUGCUGGUGAGUGGCGAGUCCCUGGCGGCAAAGCCAGCACGCAUUGUGGCCGGCCAUGAGCCUGAGAAAACAAAUGAACUACUGCAGGCUAUUGCCAAGUGCUGCCUCAACAAGGUGCCCAGUGAUGAUGCAGUGAAGCGAGUGCUUACAGGAGAAAAGGUGGACAUGAAGACCAAAGCCAGUACGUCCAGGUCCCAGGACAAAGAGAAUAGGGAAGGGCGUGAGCAUCUUAUGGACAGAGAGGAGAAGAAAAGGAUCACGGAGCGCAGCGGAAGUCAGGAACAGAAGGACCCAGAUCAGCCCAAAGAGCAGGAUAGUCGACGUAGAGAUAGAGAGAAAGAGCGCCACCGGGACCGGGAGCGCCCCGACAAGCAUCACCGCAGUGAACAGGACCAUGGCAAAGACAGGAGCAGAGACAAGGAUAGAGACAAAGGACGAGUUAAAGACAGAGACAAGGAGAAGGACAAUGAGAGGGAUCGAGAAAGGGACAGGGAUAAAGAGCGCGAAAGGACAAGAGAGAGAGAUUCCCACAGAGACUGGGAAAGAGACAAGGAGAAACGAAGAGACAAAGAGCGGGAGAAAGAGAGAGGGCGAUACAAAACCAAAAUAUCUGAGGAACCACAGCAAAAACUCAGCCCUGAGGAGCUCAGCAAAACAACCAAACCUGUGCCAGCGGAAACUUCACCCAGUGAAGAGCCUGCAGAAGCUGUUGAAAACCAGUCUGACAGUCCAGCUAGAAUACCUCGGCCUUCUUCUGCCAAAGGGCAGAGACGGAGACCCAAACCUGGGGGUCAAGAAGAAUCUGACAGUGAGGGAGAUGCAGAGGCUCAGUUAGCUCAGAGACACGUACCUCAGGAAAGUGGCGACACCGCAGGUUCUUCAGUUCCAUCUGUCGGUGCUUCCAGCAGCAGGCAAAUAUCACGGCCCAGCAGUGCUCGCCCAGCCCCCCCUCGACUCAAGAAACAGGAGACUUACAAAGAUGCAGCCUCAGCUGAGAGGCUUUCUAGUGCCAAGCAUUCAGCACCUCUCAUCAUGGAUGGGAAGAAGUUGUCUGAGGAUGAGGAGGAUGAAGAUGAACAAUUUCUUGUAGAGGAGACUCUUCCUCCACCCUCAGGUGCUCCUGAGAUGACCAUGCAACCUGCACAAGAACUAGACAGUGAAGAGAAACAUGGUGGACUUGUGAUAAAGAUCCUUGAGACCAAGAAAGACUAUGAAUUGUCAUCAUCCUCCCCUAAAUCUAAAGAACAGAACCUGGUGUCUGAAGCAGCUCGGAAGAAAGAGCGGGACAUGGUGACGAGGGAGACUGAGCGGCUCCGCUCCUCCAUCCAGGCAGUGUGCCGCAGCACCCUGCCUUUGGGCAAGAUCAUGGAUUACAUCCAGGAGGACAUGGACGCUAUGCAGGCUGAACUGCACACCUGGCGGCGGGAGAACAAGGAGCAUGCACAGGCUUUGCUGCAGGAGCAAAGAGUGACAGACCAGUCAGUGGAGCCUCUUAAAGCAGAACUGUCUGAGCUGGAGCAGCUGGUCAAGGACCAACAGGACAAGAUUUGUGCUGUAAGGUCCAACAUACUGAGGAAUGAAGAAAAGAUCCAGAAGAUGGUGACUGGAAUCAACUUCUCUUCCAGAACGAACCUGAAGUGAGAAACGGGGUCUACAAAGAAAAACUCAUAAAAAUGCACUGAAGAUUUAGGUAUGACCAGUUUCUCGUUCUGAAAAACGCCGUGGCUAUUUUUUUUCCUGGAGCUUAUGUAAGAUGUGACCAAACACUGCACUUUUAGGUUUUUCUGUCAGAAAAGGAGAUGGACCCAAACCUGUCCCUGUAGAACCAUGGUGGGAAAUCAUCAUUAGUCAGAUGUUGGCAAACAAAAGUGCUGUGCGAUGGUUUAGAUGUUUGACUUGAUUCUAACAUAAUUGAAUGAUGAAGUGGAAAAACCGUGGAUGGUGACAUUGGCAAUCUACCAGCUGCCAAGGCUGGCACAGAAAUAAAUACAUGAAUAAAUUGAUCUUCCUGCUUUUCACACUAA